GUGCGGGUUUUGGAAAUGGAAACUUCAGUGAAAUUAUUACUGAGCAUUUUGUCUAUAUUUAGGUUGACGUGUGUUUACAAUACAAAACAUAUCGAUGAAGAUGAAAUGUGGAUGGUUGGAGUUAACUCCUAUGGAGGACCCAGUCAUAGCUCCAAAUCGUACCCUGGAUACGGAACGGAGUGGGUCUACUUCCCAGAUGGAGAUGGCAUACCCCACUUCCUUAAUUUGACCACGAUCGAUCGGAGACAGUUGCGUACAGGUCAAUAUAUGGAAAUUGAAUACAGAUUGUACAUAAGGGGAUUAUCCAAUUACAUAAAUCUAAAUGAAUCAGCACUGCCACCUAGAGGUAGAAGCAUGACCAGACUGUUGUCUAACAAAUCGGUAAAAUUGGUAACACACGGUUGGAGAGCAUCUGCUGAAGGCGCCAUGGUUAUGAGCAUCAAGGAUGCUUACUUGAAAAAUAAAGAUGUGGCAGUAAUAGCUGUGGACUGGAGUGAUACGGCGAAUGACUUUAUGUAUCCGUUUGUAGUGGAGAGCACAGGGCAAGUUGGGGCACGUGUUGGACAAUUUUUAGAUGCCUUCUGCGAACUCUACAAUGUUUCCGGCGACAGAUUGCAUUUAAUCGGACAUAGCCUCGGAGCACACUUGAUGGGGGUCGCUGCGUCGACAACUAAUGUAACAGUGGGUAGAGUCACCGGUCUUGAUCCAGCACGACCUCUCUACGAGGAUCCAAAGAGACCGAGCACGUUGACCCUGGACUCAUCAGACGCGGUGUUCGUAGACGUGAUACACACGUGCAGUGGAGCCUUGGGCGCCAAAGAAAACAGUGGGCAUGCUGAUUUUUACCCAAACAGCGGUGAAUCGCCACAACCUGGGUGCAACAUUCCAGAGACAUGUAGUCAUUCGAGAGCCCACAUGUACUUUUCCGAAUCCAUUGAUAAUCCUACUGGUUUUCCUGCUUGCCGAAGCACAAGUUGGAUGGAAUUUUUAAGUAACACUGACUGUAAAGAGCAGACAUAUAUGGGAGAGAACGUCGAUCGAAACGCAAAAGGGCAGUAUUACUUAAAAACAAAUGAUAAAGUACCCUUCACUAAACUAGUGACUCUGUGA
Cydia amplana is the source of this 1110-nucleotide messenger RNA. Its product is annotated as pancreatic triacylglycerol lipase-like. The transcript has 5 exons. Bases 16 to 1110 code for a protein of 364 amino acids. Gene Ontology annotation, biological process: lipid catabolic process. Lineage: Eukaryota; Metazoa; Arthropoda; Insecta; Lepidoptera; Tortricidae. Gene Ontology annotation, molecular function: lipase activity. The record is from RefSeq and is a predicted model, not a curated record.